Molecule: messenger RNA, 940 nt
Organism: Rhodamnia argentea
Lineage: Eukaryota; Viridiplantae; Streptophyta; Magnoliopsida; Myrtales; Myrtaceae
Exons: 2
Coding region: 39-695 (218 amino acids)
Source: RefSeq, a predicted model, not a curated record
CUCUCUCUCUCUCUCUCUCUCUCAUCGAUCAGUCAUCCAUGGGCAAUGCGGUAUCACCUUGCUUGCAACACAACUCAAGCUCAAAGCCACAGUCCGUGAAGCUAAUCUUUUGGGAAGGAAGCACGAGGAUGUUAGCCGGAAACCGCCCCCGCAUAGCCGGUGACAUCAUGUUCGAGUGUCCCGACAAGAUGGUCAUGCACGCGGACUCGUUCUUCCUCGGCCGCCCCAUCCCGCUGCUCGCCGUCGACGAGGAGCUCGUCCCCGGUCAAACCUACUUUGUCCUUCCCAUCGACUUCUUCUCCGGCGACACCCUGUCUUCCUCCACCAUUGCAUCCCUAUGCUCGAACCCUCGCAAACUGUCCCUCGUGAGCUUCGGCGAUGGCAGCGGCCCUUUCGAGUACGUCAAGAGCGAAGAUGGGAAGGUCCUGAUUAAGGUCGUCCCGGAGUUCAUCACGAGGAUGAUCGUCGCCAAGAAUAGUAAGGACGAUAUCGCAUGCGGCAACAUUAACGCAGCGGGGAGUCAUGGUUUUCUUUGCAGCACGCCGGAGUUGCAGAAGCAUUACGACCAGUUAGUAGGUUCUAAAGUGCAAGUUUGGUCGCCGAAGUUGGAGACGAUAUCGGAGUGCAAAGCUAGGGUUUUGCCCUGCAAACUGAUAGGGUUGGAGUGGAAGAAGAAGAAGAAAGAAAGAAAAUAGUUGACGACUUCUUGGUGUGGUUGAAGAGAAUGAAAGAGUAUAGCUAGCUAGUAGUUACCAGUUACAACCAAAUGGAUUCAUGUUAACCUAAUUUUUUCUCACUUAUGAUUUGCCUCUGAAAUGUACAAAAGCAGAGGGGAACAUUCGUUGAUUAAGGAGCAUUUGAGAAAUAAUUUGAUUUUCAGAAUUGAAUGAACCUCACUUCUUUUUGGAUUCACUAGCAUCAUCAGUUUCAUUCCUUGGAU